CGGACGAGGAUUAGAAACGACUAAACCGGACUUGGUACACAAAAACACUUGAAAAUCUCCAUUUAAUUAGGGAAUCAAACUGCGACGGUGGUCAAAGAAGCCACCACCAAAAAAAAUAAAAAUGGCGGAAAACGUUGGAAGCGUCGAGAGCGAGUUCGGCAGCGUCACCUCCUCUCAGAUAUCUUUCCUCAAGAACUGCCCCUUCGCCGAUCCUCUCAACGGAGCAGCGAAACAAACAGACUCCGACACCACGGAGGUUCUCGGGACUCCGGUCGCCAGAACUCCUCUCCUCUCCUCGCUCUCGACUCCGAUCGGCCUCGAUUCCGUCAACGAUGAAGACGUGUUCCGUACUCCUCCCGAGAACGCGUCUCUCUCCUCCUCCUCCGCGGCCGAGUCCGAACCGAGAGCUAGGGUUUCGAAAUUGAAAUCGAAAUCUCCUCCGCCUGUUUCUGCUUCGGCGUCUCUCGCGGUGAGAAACCUUAGGGUUUUGGAGACGAAUCGUAUCGCUGAUGAUCCCGAGGAACCUGUUCCAGGAGGAGGAGGUUCGGAAUCGAAAUCGAAAUCUCCGCCGCCUGUUAGGGUUUUGGAGAUGAAUCGUGUUUCCGAUCCCGAGGAACGUGUGACGGAGGUGAGGACUCUAACUUCUCCGCCUUCUCCCGCGGCCGGCAAUGUUAGGGUUCCGGGAAGCAAUUUUGUCUCCGAAUCUCCUUCUCCGCCGACUGUUGCCGCCGGCGAUGUUAGGGUUCCGGCAAAGCGUUCCGGUCUCGAUUCUCCUUCUCCGGGAAAGCACUCCGAUCUCGAUUCGUCUCCACCGUCUGCAACUGAAGGAAUCAAGAGCACUGAAAGUGGUGACGAUUGUGAGAUUGAGAUUCCGUUCAAAGAAGUUAUCGAAGCUCUUCUCCGUAACAGUGGAGAGAAUCUCGACGAAAGAGAUGAAAGAGUUAGCUACGUUGACAUCCUCAAACAAUGUGGCCUUAAGUUUCCCUAAAUAGAUUCGAUUUCAACUUGUUUCCUUUUCUUUUGCGUUUUGUUUCCUUGACCCACAAGUAAUCGUUAGCUUAUUAAUAAAAAAAAGGGAAACAUUUGCUACA
Messenger RNA from Raphanus sativus (radish), 1091 nucleotides. RefSeq lists its product as uncharacterized. The record is from RefSeq and is a predicted model, not a curated record. The transcript has a single exon. Lineage: Eukaryota; Viridiplantae; Streptophyta; Magnoliopsida; Brassicales; Brassicaceae. Bases 122 to 988 code for a protein of 288 amino acids.